This is a messenger RNA of Sardina pilchardus (European sardine), 621 nucleotides long. It is a transcript of the gene mif, whose product is annotated as macrophage migration inhibitory factor. Lineage: Eukaryota; Metazoa; Chordata; Actinopteri; Clupeiformes; Clupeidae. Gene Ontology annotation, molecular function: cytokine activity; phenylpyruvate tautomerase activity. The coding region runs from base 86 to 433 and encodes 115 amino acids. The transcript is spliced from 3 exons. The record is from RefSeq and is a predicted model, not a curated record.
UCCUUCGGUUUGUUCCCGUGAUCACCACCGUCACUCGCUGUAUCACACAUUCCGGUAGUUUGUGAGUUCUCUCAACAGUGCAAUCAUGCCGAUGUUCGUGGUGAACACCAAUGUGGCUAAAAGUGCGGUUCCUGCCGCUCUUAUGUCUGAGGCUACAGACGAAUUGGCCAAAGCGAUGGGGAAACCUGCACAGUAUAUCGCUGUGCACAUUAACGGGGAUCAGAUGAUGAUGUUCGGUGGAAAGCCAGAUCCUUGUGCACUGUGCUCCUUAAUCAGCAUCGGGAAAAUCGGAGGCGCACAAAAUAAACAAUAUUCCAAAUUAUUGUGCGGCCUGCUCAACAAACACCUGGGCAUCUCGCCUGACAGGAUUUACAUCAAUUUUACUGAUAUGGCUGCAGAAAAUGUUGCUUGGAACAACUCCACCUUUGGCUGAGAUAAAAAGCUGCAUAUUAAGCAAGACCUUUAUGCAAUAGACUAAUCAGUGGUAGCCUAUCAAUGAUAACAGCACUUACUGUAGACUUGAAUCUAUAUGAUAAUAAAGUAUGAUGAGUCAAAAUGAUGUUUUUUUUUGGUGAAAUGUAAUAAAUAAAAGCAUUUCCUUUGAGAAUGAACAAGACUUCA